Messenger RNA from Saccostrea cuccullata (small rock oyster), 1424 nucleotides. RefSeq names its product microfibril-associated glycoprotein 4-like. The transcript has 5 exons. The record is from RefSeq and is a predicted model, not a curated record. The coding region runs from base 106 to 981 and encodes 291 amino acids. Lineage: Eukaryota; Metazoa; Mollusca; Bivalvia; Ostreida; Ostreidae.
CUGUAUAUAUAAAGAUGUGACUAGGUUUAAGAAACGCUAUAUCUCAGAGACGCUUAGACAACAACAACAACAAAACCGUUAAAACAACAACAAAAAAGUUCAACUAUGGCAAUGGUGUGGGCAGCAUUCUUUUUGGUCGCCAUCUUACGUACCAGUUCUCAGUACAUUAAUGUGAAUGAAGACGACGGCUGCCCCGGUAAUACAGAGGCUAUGGUACAAAUUGAAAGACUUCAGACCACACAAAGUAACAUCCUAGAAUCUGUAGAUUCUCUCAGGCAGACGGUGGAGAGACUUGACAAAGAAGUAACCAAUAUUAAUGAAGAUGUUCAAAUCGUCAAAAAAGGAUUAAAGCUCAAAACGAACUGUUGGGAUCUCUUUUCUACCGGACACAAACAAUCUGAGGAAUACCUAAUAGAACCCUUUGGCAACGAAAGUCAAGUCAACGUUUUUUGCGACAUGGUGACAGAAGGCGGAGGGUGGACAGCAAUUCAGAAGCGUUCGAGCGGAUUAGAGAGCUUCAAUCGGACGUGGGCGGAAUACAAAAAGGGUUUUGGGAACGUAUCUGACUCAUACUGGAUAGGAAAUGACGUGAUUCAUCAAUUGACAAAGGGAAAUAACUCCUCCCUCUACGUCUCCAUAACAUUAAAAAAUGGCACCACUUUAUACGAACUUUACCAUGAGUUUUCUGUUUCGGAUGAAUCGGACAACUACAGGCUCUAUCUCGGGGGACCGGCUAGCGGAACCUUGGGAGACAGCAUGAAAAACCAUAAUAAGAUGCCAUUCUCCACACUGGACCGAGAUAACGAUAACUAUUAUACUAACUGUGUUGGCGCCCACGGAGGAGGCUGGUGGUUCAACUCCUGUCCUUCCGCCUUCCUUAACGGUCAGUGGUCCUCGGAAUCCCGGGUCCGGCCAUGGUCUCCUACAGUGACUGAUGGUAGAGAGAUAAAGGGGACUCUCAUGAUGAUAAAACCCCAGUGAUUACGUCACAUGAAGUGUUCCUCCUCCUCCUUCUUUAACAGUCUUGGUCCUUGGCUUUCCCGGAGGGUUCGGCCAUUACAUGGUAUCCGUCAGUGAUGAUUACGUCACCUAACGUGUGUAUGACGUGUGGCAUUUUGCUUAGCUUGUUUAUAUAAAAUGUUGUCAUUGACGUUUCGACAUUCAGUCUGUUUGAAGUUUCCUUGAGUUUGUGACGUGUUACAUAUUCUACUUAUCUAUGUACAUACAAAUUCAAAAAUAGUAUGAUAAAGGAUGAUGUUAUUGUUCUAAUCAUAAUGGUUUUAGCGAUGUAAAAUUACACAGUAAAGAUGUUAAUGAUCAUAUAUUUUUAUGACUGUAAUAAAUGUCUUGACAUAGUCCCAUAAUGUUAUGAAGCUACUGUUAUAAAGUUACUCUCUUAUUACCGGUAUUCCUCUUAUCUUGGU